Molecule: messenger RNA, 3476 nt
Organism: Eleginops maclovinus (Patagonian blennie)
Lineage: Eukaryota; Metazoa; Chordata; Actinopteri; Perciformes; Eleginopidae
Gene: man2a1
Product: mannosidase, alpha, class 2A, member 1
Exons: 17
Coding region: 74-2701 (875 amino acids)
Biological process (GO): N-glycan processing; protein deglycosylation; mannose metabolic process
Cellular component (GO): Golgi membrane
Molecular function (GO): carbohydrate binding; alpha-mannosidase activity
Source: RefSeq, a predicted model, not a curated record
UUGCUAACAUCUGUCUGCAGGUGUGAAGCCGAGCAGCGGUUGGGCGAUUGACCCGUUUGGCCACUCCCCCUCCAUGGCCUACCUGCUGAAGGGGGCGGGGCUUAGCAACAUGGUCAUCCAGCGCGUUCACUACGCCGUCAAGAAGGAAUUCGCCCGGCAACAGACGCUGGAGUUCCGGUGGCGGCAGAGUUGGGACUCCUCCCCCCGCAGUGACAUCACGUGUCACAUGAUGCCAUUUUACAGCUACGACGUGCCGCACACCUGCGGUCCCGACCCGGCCGUCUGCUGUCAGUUUGACUUCCACCGGCUGCCCGGGGGGCGGGUCUUCUGCCCCUGGAGGAUCCCCCCGCAGCCAAUCACAGAGCAGAACGUCCAGGAGAGGGCCCUCCUGCUGUUGGACCAGUACCGCAGGAAAUCCCGCCUCUUCCGGUCUCCGGUGCUGUUCGUUCCUCUCGGAGACGACUUCCGCUUCGUGGAGUCGAGCGAGUGGGACGCUCAGUUCAGAAACUACCAGAAACUCUUCGACUUCUUCCAGACGCGCCCCGAGCUGCACGUCAAGGCUCGUUUCGGGACGCUCUCAGAUUACUUCGAGGCUCUGCAGCGCCGCCUGGUGGCGAGGGGGACGGCGCUGCCGACGGUCCGCGGCGACUUCUUCACGUACGCAGACCGGGACGAUCACUACUGGAGCGGAUACUUCACCUCCAGACCGUUCUACAAACGCCUGGACCGCACGCUGGAGGCCACGCUGCGAGCCACAGAGAUCCUCUUCACUCUCACGCUGGCUGAAAUGCGUCGUUUCCAUGGCGAUGGUCGUCUGGUCACAGGAUUCCCGGCGCGGGAUCACUUCCUGUGUCUGACGGAGGGGAGGCGGAGCUUAGCUCUGUUCCAGCAUCAUGACGCCGUCACGGGCACAGCCCGCGACCCCGUCGUCAUCGACUACGGCACCAGAUUGUUCGAGUCCAUCCUGAAGCUGCGGCAGGUUCUGCAGAGCUCCGCCCACUGGCUGCUCCUAUUGGACAAGAGCCAGUAUCACCACGACCAAUCAAAACCCUUCCUGCUCACGGACGAUGUGAUGUCGGCACAGGACGCGCUGCCGCAGAAAACCAAGCUAACGCUGAGCGACGAGCCCAGGACGUUGAUCGUCUUCAACCCGACGGAGCAGAUGCGAUCGUCGGUCGUUAGCUUCGUUGUCGAUUCUCCGGACGCUCGAGUAAUCAACGCAGAAUCUGGUCAACCAAUGGCUGCGCAGAUCUCUGCUGUGUGGACGGAGCCAAGCCGGGCGUCCGCAGAGAGCUUUCAGCUUGACUUCCUGUCUGAACUUCCUCCUCUGUCUCUGGUCGUGUAUCAUGUGACCCGAUCCUCUGCUGGCUCCGCACCCCGGGCUCGGUACACCUUGCAUCGCCGCGGCAACCCUCCUACCAUUCAGAGCGAGCAUUUCCAGAUGUCCCGCCCCGAUGGACCUGAGGCCAAUGCCCCCCUGUCGCUAAGCAACAAGCACAUCCAAAUAUGGAGCUCCCCGGAAACAGGCCUGCUGCAGAAGCUGCGUCUUCGUUCGGGUCUGGAGCGCCGGGUCCAGGUCCGCUUUCUGUGGUAUGGAACCAGAACUGGAGCCAACCGGGACAAGAGCGGAGCGUACCUGUUCCUGCCGGGGGAGGAGGGCGCCCAGGUGUACUCCUCCUCAGAACCUCCCCUGGUCCGGGUCUCCAGAGGACCGCUCUACUCUGACAUCACUUCAUGUCUCCCUCACGUGACCCACACAGUGCGGCUCUACCACCUGGACGGGCAUGCUGGGAGAUCCCUGGAGAUUUCCAACAUGGUGGACAUCAGGUCGCAGGUCAACCGCGAGCUCGUGAUGCAGCUCGUCUCCGACGUUGCCAGUGGCAACCGUUUCCACACCGACCUCAACAGUUUCCAGAUGCAGCAGCGUCGCACCCUCUCUAAACUCCCCCUGCAGGCCAACUUCUACCCCAUGACCUCAGCAGCAUUUCUGCAGGACAUCGAGACCCGCCUCACCCUGCUGUCGGCUCAGAGCCAGGGGGUGGCAUCCCUCAAACCAGGUGAGCUGGAGCUGGUGUUGGACCGGCGGCUGCAGCAAGACGAUAACCGUGGACUCGGUCAGGGAGUGACGGACAACAAGAGGACGGCCAGUCUCUACCAGCUGCUGCUGGAGGACCAGAGGGGGGGACAGGUGAAGGGGGCACAGGAAGUGGGCGGGGCCUCAAGUGAACACCUGUCUCUGCUCGCCCACCUGACCUCGCUCUCCCUCUCACACCCGCCAAUCACCAUGGUUGCCCCGGGCACCGUCCAGGUGCCGAAGCUCCGCCCCUUCCUGCCGCUGCGCUCCUCGCUGCCGUGCGACGUUCACCUGCUGAACCUGCGUACGCUGGAGGACCCGCAGGAAACAGGAAGUCCAUCACGGGAAGUGGCUCUGCUCCUCCACAGGAAGGGCUUUGACUGUAGCUCCGCCCCCGACCCUGCAUUGCAGUGCACGUGGAGUGCACAUGAGGAGGUGGAUCUGGACGUUCUGUUCGCUCCGCUCCGCUUCUCUUCGCUCCGCCGCUCCGGCCUCACUCUGCUGCGACAGGACGACGAGCCUAAAUCUGCCCAGCAACAUCAACCAGAGUCUGCCCGGCAACAGCAGCCACGCAUCACCAGCCUGCGACCAAUGGAAAUCAGUGCUUUCCGUGUGGAGAUCGAAUGAGAAAUGAGUAAAAAGUUAAAAAUCCACCCAAACUCCACGACAUAAAUACAGAUAAAUGUUCAAAAUCAAAAGAAUUGUGGAAUUAAAAUAACAAAAUGAUAUGCAGAAAAACAUUAUCAAUACAAAUAUAUAAAUGUAUCAGACUUUUAAUCUGGAAUUAAAAAGGGAAAAAUAUAAACAUUUACAAAGUAAAAAAAGGGAGGGCAGUUUGUUUUCUAUUUCAAAAUCCUUGAAAAAUUCACAUUUUUGCACCAUAAAUACACCUUCACCAGAAAACAGGUCAGUCUGGAGGUCAACGGAACAAUAUGUGAAAAACACUGAAGUCUACCGACAACACUAAAGGACGUGUGUGUGUGUGUGUGUGUGUGUGUGUGUGUGUGUGUGUGUGUGUGUGUGUGUGUGUGUGUGUGUGUGUGUGUGUGUGUGUGUGUGUGUGUGUGUGUGUGUGUGUGUGUGUGUGUGUGUGUGUGUGGGGACUUCCUGUAACUGCUGUUACUGAAUGUGAAGUUGUGUGUAAACUGUAUUUUAUUUUGUAAUUUUACUGAAUGUAAAUGACUACUUUAAAUAAUUGAUGCUUUUAUUUUGUAAUUUUCUGCUUUACUGUGAAAGCGACACUUGGGAAAGUAAUAAAUCUUCGGGUAAUUUUUUCAAUUUAGAAACUAUAUAUUUUCUUGGGUUUAUUAAUGAGAAAUUAAGUAUUUAAGAUUGUAUUCCUUCUUGUUUAUUUUGGGAUAGCUUCCUGGUUUUAUUUUGAAAUAAAUUAUUUUUAAUUGUU